Messenger RNA from Exophiala xenobiotica, 2342 nucleotides. RefSeq lists its product as uncharacterized. The transcript is spliced from 2 exons. NCBI's taxonomy places the organism in Eukaryota, Fungi, Ascomycota, Eurotiomycetes, Chaetothyriales, Herpotrichiellaceae. The record is from RefSeq and is a predicted model, not a curated record. Bases 280 to 1782 code for a protein of 500 amino acids.
CUUGACCCUUUCACCUCGAGUUUAGCAGAACUCGUCCGCUCCUUUUCGGUCUUUUGUUUCUCGUCGUCGCUGGACUUCUCGUCGUCGAUCUUGUGCUUUUGCUUUUGCUGUUGCGCGCUCUGCUCUGCGAGCACCCACAUUCCUUACCACAGACACUGACCCUAGUCACUCAUUCGAGUCCACAACAGCGACUGCCAUUAGCAAAACCGUUCGACUGUGGCCAGCCGAUGCUCAUGCGCCAGUUUCUAUAGAACAUCCAGCAAUACCUUGCCUUGAGCAAUGCGCAAACGAACCAUCACCUCGAGCGCCAGCGCUCUGCUGCUAUUUACAGCUUCACUGGUCGCCGCAAAGCACGGGGCACACGAACACCUCGAAGCGCUGCACAAGAGACAUCGCAUCCAUCGCCAGCUGGACCCCAGGUCAACAGCCGAGAAUGCUGAACAAGGCGUGGAAAUAAGGUCGACUCCUGAGACCACGACUCAAGCAACCGUAGAAAAGCGCGGCGGGCAGUGCGCUUUCCCAACUGAUGCGGGAUUGGUCGCGGUGACUCCAAAUGAGGCGAACGCUGGAUGGGCUAUGAGCCCUGAUCAGCCGUGUACUCCUGGAAACUACUGCCCUUAUGCCUGCCCACCUGGUGAGGUAAUGAUGCAAUGGGAUCCAAGUGCCACAUCAUAUACUUACCCGAAAUCAAUGAACGGCGGUCUGUAUUGUGACGAAAGCGGCAACAUUCAGAAACCUUUCCCGAGCAAGCCCUACUGCCAGUCCACGGCGAGCAACAUUGGCGUUCAGAACAAUGCUGGUAGCGUUGUCUCGUUCUGUCAGACGGUGCUCCCUGGUAACGAAGCCAUGCUCAUUCCCACUGCUGUCACCGACUAUGCGACCCUGGCUGUUCCAGACACCAGUUAUUGGUGCGGGACGGCUGCGCACUACUAUAUCAAUCCACCUGGAACUGAUACCGAUACAGCUUGUGUCUGGGGCACAAAGAGUAGUCCCUGGGGCAACUGGUCACCAUACGUCGCUGGAGCCAAUGUCGACACCUCGGGAAGUACUUUUAUCAAACUUGGAUGGAAUCCCAUCUACCUUGAACCAGCCACCCCUUUCCGCAAUAACAUGCCGAACUGGGGUGUCAAGAUCGACUGUCCCAACGGCGGCUGUAACGGGCUUCCCUGCGCAAUCGAUCCCAGCCAAAACAGUGUCAACCAGAUGGUUGGUAGCUCCAGCGAUGGAGCUGGUGGUGGCGCAUUCUGCGUGGUCACGGUGGACAAGGGGGCGACCGCCAACUUUGUGGUUUUCAACACCGGUGGCGACGAAAGUGACAACAACAGCGGCAGCAGUGCAAGUUCGACCACGACGUGGAACAAGGGUGGUCAUGGUGGGCAAUUCUUCCAGUCCACCAGUAACGCGGCAACCUCUUCCACCCCUUCUUCCUCGUCAUCCUCAAGCACGACCACUACGGUUGCCUGGACUCCAAGUGCUUCGUCGUCAUCGUCAUCAAGUCACACAUCAAGCUCGGUCUCGCUCUGGACUUCAGCGACCAACACCUACACGUCGAGAGGACCGACGCACUCGCCUUAUUACUCCAUCUUCAACAACCACACGACAUACGUUCCCACCGACAGCGCUCCUCAAAUUUCCAGCAGUGAAGCUACUGCUACUCCAUCUGGGCCGAGCUCAGCAGUGCAACCCUCGAUUUUACCUGCUACAGGGGCUGCUUCUUCUGUCACCAUCUCCAUGGUCGGCCUUCUCACUGGCCUGGCCUUCUACGCCCUAGCACCAUUGUGAUGCAUCGCCGCAUCAUCAUGCAGAAGAGCUUUUCCGAGCAAUAAUGUGGUCCUCGGAACUCUAGCGCAGCUGGACUUGCAAGAUCCUCCUAUGCAACCCUGUAUCGGCUGGUUAUUCUCGACCGACAUCUUCUUUUCUUUUGUCGACACUUUUCUUAACGAACCUUUUUCUUUUCGAGAGAAUUUCUUGGAAACACAUCCACCAUUUUGGAACAACAUUCUGGUAAUGCCGGCAAAGCAAGGGUUUCAGCGAAUUACUUUCACACUUGAUGCUUGUGGAUAAAAGUCAGCGAGGAGUAACAUGAGCAGGAAAGAAUGGGAUUUGCUGUUCGUAUUCGGGGGUUUUAUGUACGGAUUGAAGGCCUUUUGAAUAACGAUGUCCACGUUUGUGCUUUGCAUAUGGAGAGGGAGAUGGAGAUGGCGGGCGUGGGUGGAAUGUUUGGGACAGGAGGACUCAUGUUGUAGAAGAGUGUAUAGCUGAUUGUAAUGUAAAUAUCAUUAUCUCUGGAGGCUGACGAGGACUGUCAAUACGAAUUACUAUCGUAGUAUGUAAGAAAGAAC